AACUGUUGUUUUAUGUGAAAAAUAAUUGUGUUUCGGUCUCAACAUUUCGUGAAAGUUACAUUUUCUUACGUGCGAAAAAUUAAAUCUGGCGCCAUUUUGCUUGCUCCGACGAUAUGACCCAUUGUUGUAAAGAUCACACGAUGUGAGAAACCCACGUGGUCUGACAAGUAGCAGUUAUUCCACUAAUUCGUUGUGUGAGUGUAAUAUUUUUCAAGACGUCCCCUAAGAAGAUUCUUACCAAAUAGCAUCACAAAUAUAAAGUGUAAUCCUGGCUAGAUACUUGGGACAAGCCAUGAAGUAUAUUUUGGUGACCGGUGGUGUCAUUAGCGGAGUUGGGAAGGGUGUACUAGCUAGCAGCGUUGGUACCAUUCUCAAGUCCACUGGUGUGAGAGUCACCUCCAUCAAGAUCGACCCCUACAUUAACAUUGAUGCUGGCACCUUCUCUCCUUACGAGCAUGGUGAAGUGUUUGUACUUAAUGAUGGUGGAGAAGUUGACCUUGACCUUGGCAACUAUGAGAGAUUCCUGGAUGUGACAUUGCAUCGGGACAACAACAUCACAACAGGGAAGAUCUACCAGCACGUGAUCAACAAGGAGAGAAGAGGAGGCGACUAUCUAGGAAAAACUGUACAAGUUGUGCCACAUAUUACUGAUGCUAUCCAGGAAUGGGUGGAGAGGGUAGCAAAGGUCCCAGUUGAUGGGGACAAAAAGCCUGAUGUUUGCAUAAUUGAGCUUGGUGGAACUAUUGGCGACAUCGAAGGUAUGCCAUUUGUGGAAGCUUUCCGACAGUUCCAGUUUCGAGUUGGGAGGGAGAACUUUUGCUGUGUCCACGUCAGCUUAGUUCCUCAGCCACGGACAACAGGGGAACAGAAGACAAAACCCACGCAGGCCAGUGUAAGAGAGCUACGUGGCUUGGGACUCUCGCCAGAUCUGAUUGUUUGUAGAAGUGCCAACCCCCUUGCUAAUGAGUCGAGGGAGAAGGUGUCACUCUUCUGCCAUGUGGCUCCAGCACAGGUGAUAUGUAUACACGAUGUGUCGUCCAUCUACCGUGUCCCUCUCCUGCUGGAGAAGCAGGGUGUGCCUGACUUCUUCGUCAACCGGCUCCAUCUUCCAGUCCCCCCAGUUCAACCCCAACGCCUGCUGUUGCGCUGGAAGGAGCUGGCGGACAGGUACGACAGGCUGCUGAAGGAAGUUACAAUAGUGUUGGUGGGGAAGUACACCAAGCUGGAAGAUUCCUAUGCUUCUGUCGUCAAGGCUCUCAAACAUGCUGCUCUUGCUGCUAGUCACCGACUGGAUCUCAAGUAUAUAGAAGCAGCUCACCUAGAGCCGUCCAUGCAGCAUGAAAAUGCACAGUGCUAUCACCAGGCAUGGAGAGAGCUGGUUGGUGCCAACGGUAUCAUCGUUCCUGGUGGUUUUGGUAGUCGAGGCACUCUAGGAAUGAUCAAGGCUGCCAACUGGGCCAGGACAAAGAAGGUCCCAUACCUGGGGGUGUGUCUGGGACUGCAGUGUGCUGUCAUAGAGUUUGCCAGGAACGUGAUAGGUUGGGAGGAUGCUCACUCUACAGAGUUUGAUUCUAAAACAUCCAAUCCUGUGGUGAUCGAGAUGCCGGAGCACAACCCAGGCCAGAUGGGUGGAACCAUGAGGCUUGGACAAAGGAAGACAAUCUUCAGGACAAAGGAUUCUUUACUUAGGAAGUUGUAUCAUAACAAGGACAAUGUUGAUGAGAGACAUCGCCACAGAUAUGAGGUGAACCCCACAGUGGUGGAGGAGCUGGAGAAGAAGGGCCUGAUGUUUGUGGGACGCAGCGAGGAUGGUGAACGGAUGGAGAUCAUGGAACUGAAAGAUCAUCCCUACUUUGUUGGUGUGCAGUACCAUCCUGAAUACAUCUCCCGCCCAAUGAAGCCUUCUCCUCCUUAUCUUGGUCUUCUGCUGGCAAGUUGUGGGCGCUUACAGUCAUACGCUAAUCGUGGCUUCAGACUCUCUCCUAAAAUGUCCUAUUGUGAAGACGAAGAUGAACUUUCUGAUGAAGAACUCACCAAUAUCACAUCACAGAUGAACUUGGACACCUCAAACUCAAACUCAUCUUAGAAGUUGUUAGGUCGACCUGAAACAGUUUCAUGCGUCAUGGAGGAAAGUAGGAGACUCAAUAAUGUAGGUCUGGAUAUAAGAUUACAGAGAGUUACCAUGACUGGGCUGUGAAAUUACGGGUUUGCUGUCACUCUGGAUUAAGGCAAGGAAAUAAACGGAUUUAUGUCCAGUCCCACCCUUGCAGAACUAGGCAGGAAUUUCAUGUCUAGACUGUCAUACUAUUUGUAUUAAUAUAAUAUGGGCAUUUGUAAUGCACUGAAUUCCACACCACGAAGGGGCACGCUCGAGAGCUACAAUCUGAUUAUUAUUACCCAGGUAAACCCAAACUGCCUUUGAGGCGUUAGAAUGUUAAUUGUCCCAUAACUUGAAUUGUCCCACCAGGUGCCCAUUUUCUGCUGGGUGAACAGAGGCAAUUUUGAACAAACUCACUUGCCUAAGGUGAGGCCACAUGUAUCACAUGUGCUUCGUUGUGUGGCAGGACUGAAGUCCUAGAAACUCUCAGGAGUCAAGCUGCCAAACAUGGUCACCCACCCAAAGACUCUCUGCGUUGCUUACUUCAACUGAUUGUGACCUGAGCUCUGUGCACAGGACCACACACCACCUUUUAACCUUUAAACAUGAUGGUGGUGGCCAGACAGGUCUGUUGUGAAGUGCAUCAAAAUCACUAGAUUAAAAACAAGAAAAGAUUGCAGAACUGUCUGUUGACAACCAGAUGAUGGUGAACAUGUUUUGCAAAUCCUGCUUUCAACCACAUUCUGAACAGCAGUUGACAUGUUUACCAAUCGGAUUGACAAUUUUUAUUGGACUAUGCACAGACAUGUUAGUCCAGCCAAAAUAUGACUAAGAAAUUCCAGACUAGUUUGACAAUGGUGGAAACUGGACUACAACACGUUAAGGCUUUUCAGACACUUAGAACAUCUUGUUGCCUUGAUUAUCACAUGGACAAUUGCAAAAUGUCACUAACUUAUUAAAAACAACUUGAACACAAGCCAUCAUCCCAGUAUUUACAAUGACUGUGGGACACAGCCCACCUCGUUAUAGCACGAGGAAACACUGACAUCCGAAAACGAAUGAUCAAACGAUAAAGUCAAUUAACUCCUUGCCUUGUGAAGAUGAAAGUACGAUCAGUGUUACGAUGACUGUGUUGUUUCGGUGACAUCACAGGUCAAGGACAAAUUGCAUUUCAUAUUUUGUUGAAAAAUUCUUAAUGUUAAGUGUACCAAUAGUGGAAAACAAUGACAAAAUCUUAAAAAUGGAUACAUUUAUUAGUUAUGUUAUAAUAAUGCCCAUCCAUGACUGUUUGGGUGUUCUUAAGUCAUUCCAACUGUUUCCCUUCUGUACAUGUACAAAUUGAAAAUUGUAUGAUUUUUAUAGUUGAGAGAAAUUUUUGAACUUGUUUAUGUGAUUGAUUUAAGACGUAUGUUCAAACUUGUUUUUCCUUCUUAGAUUUGUUCUGUAUUGUGUGGACAUUAGCGUAGAUGUUGUAACCUGUCCGUGUUUUGGUUUAUGAAUGGUUGGAAGGAAACAUGGCUCCAUAUACUAUUUGUCUAGAACAGAUUUUGUUAACUGGUAUUGUGCUGUAUGGGAGCAGGUUUCAGUGGGAAA
This is a messenger RNA of Haliotis rubra (blacklip abalone), 3691 nucleotides long. RefSeq names its product CTP synthase 1-like. Gene Ontology annotation, cellular component: cytoophidium; cytoplasm. Gene Ontology annotation, molecular function: identical protein binding; CTP synthase activity. Gene Ontology annotation, biological process: CTP biosynthetic process; pyrimidine nucleobase biosynthetic process. Lineage: Eukaryota; Metazoa; Mollusca; Gastropoda; Lepetellida; Haliotidae. The record is from RefSeq and is a predicted model, not a curated record.